This is a messenger RNA of Cryphonectria parasitica EP155, 1560 nucleotides long. RefSeq lists its product as uncharacterized. The transcript is spliced from 3 exons. The coding region runs from base 1 to 1560 and encodes 519 amino acids. The record is from RefSeq and is a predicted model, not a curated record. Gene Ontology annotation, biological process: regulation of transcription by RNA polymerase II. Lineage: Eukaryota; Fungi; Ascomycota; Sordariomycetes; Diaporthales; Cryphonectriaceae. Gene Ontology annotation, molecular function: DNA-binding transcription factor activity, RNA polymerase II-specific; zinc ion binding.
AUGCCACCACGACGCUCCCAUAAGAAGUCUAGAGCAGGCUGUAAACGCUGCAAAGCCCGCAAGAUCAAGUGCGAUGAGGUUCAUCCCCGGUGCAGCAACUGCCUGAAGCAUGGCGUCCCGUGCGAUUUCGAACACCCGGGUGUCAUCCACGAACUUGAAGGGCCAGCGCUAUCUUCCAACGGACUCCCAUCAUCCGCUUCCCCCACCACCUUCGCGCCGAGCGCUCUCGAUGGUUCUGCCCGCCGACCAAGCUUUGUAACGCCAACGAGUAGUCAAUUCCCUUCAACGAUUGGCGUCCCCAUGUACCAACAACCAGGGAUGCUACUGCCCAGCUCGCAGCCGGUCGGACGUCUGACAGAACUACGACUUAUGCACCAAUACACCAGACAUACUCACAAGACACUGGCUGUGACGGCUCCUGAGCUUGAGGGCCUCUGGGGCUCCUCGGUACCGAGUCUUGCCUUUGGAGGCAACCAGCACCUGAUGGACGCGCUCCUCGCCGUAUCGGCACUUCAUCUGCGGAGUGCCUGGCCCCAUGACAAGGAGUUGGUUCGAGCAAGUCACGCCUACAUGGCCUCAUGCCUCAACGCAUACAGCAGCAGUCUGACGGCGGGCAUCGAUGCCAGCAAUGCUGAGAACCUGUUCCUCACGGCCACCCUGAUUGCCUUUCAGAGCACCGCCACACGUAUUUUCACCAAGGAUGAGGGCCCCUUCGCCACAGGCACGACAGGGCCGUUCUCAGGGUCCGAUAGCAAUGGGGCAGGCGGUGCCUACCAGCCACCGCUGGCAUGGUUCCAUUCUUUCCAGGGUGUCAAGACAGUCGUGGCGGCCUCGUGGCCAUGGCUGAAGCAGAGCAAGAUCAUCUUGUCCAUCAUCGACGCACAGCCUGUGCUGAAUCUAAAUUUCUCCCGCGCUGCAGACGGGUUCUUCGGCCACCUCCUGACUGGUCUCGACGAGGAGCUCACCGCACUGGAGCCCUUGGCAUCCGUGGCCGACCUGUCCGACAACGGGACUCCAGGGAGCAGUGGAGGAGGUUCCGGGACGGGCACCACGAGCAUCGUGGAAACGACGCGACAGGCCUACCAGCAUGCAGUGGCGACUCUCAACUGGGCUCACUCGAAGCCAGGCAAGGGCGCACUCGCCUUCCCGGCAACCGUAUCCAAGCGCUUUGUAGAGCUUGUAGAGGAGCGACAGCCUCGUGCCCUGGCCAUCCUGGCGUCCUUUUUCGCACUCCUCAAGACGCUUGACCACGUAUGGUGGCUACAGGGGAUGGCACGACGGGAAGUCCUAGGCAUUGUGUCUCUUUUCAACUCGGAUCACUUUGGUCCAGAUCUGGAGCGCAAGUGGUGGCCGCACCUGGAGUGGGCGGUUCGCGUUGCGCUCUACGAUCCUGGCCAGAGCGGGCAGAAUACCAUCCCGACAGACAUCUGGGGUUCGAGCUGGGGCUUCGAGGGGGGCGAUCAGCAGGGCGACAUCAAGUUCACAAGUCACAUCGAGAUGCUCAGCGAGUUGGUGCACCCAGCAUCGCCUCUGCCGCCCCCUCCAUCCGACAACACGUGA